UCCGAAGAGACACACGUUAUCUGGGAGGCAGCCGAGGGGCCAGUCAUCUCCUCACAUCUUUUCUGCAUCUAGCACAAUCCCCUUCAUCCGUCCUGUAUGGUGGAUAUUAUUUUCAGCUCUUCUUUCUUGGGUGAUAUGGGGGAUCAUUCCAAAAAGAAGUCAGGAUUCGCAAUGUGCGUAGGAUGUGGAAGUCAGAUUCAUGACCAGUACAUACUGAGAGUCUCCCCCGACCUGGAAUGGCACGCAGCCUGCCUGAAGUGUGCAGAGUGCAGCCAGUACCUGGAUGAGACCUGCACUUGUUUUGUCCGGGACGGCAAAACUUAUUGCAAAAGAGAUUAUGUAAGGCUGUUUGGAAUAAAAUGCGCAAAAUGCAACCUGGGAUUCAGCAGCAGCGAUUUGGUGAUGAGAGCCCGGGAUAACGUGUACCACAUCGAGUGUUUUCGGUGCUCGGUGUGCAGCAGGCAGCUGCUGCCGGGGGACGAGUUCUCCCUGCGGGAAGACGAGCUGCUGUGCCGGGCGGACCACAGCCUGCUGCUGGACCGGAGCGCCGCAGGAAGCCCGAUCAGCCCCGGACACAUCCACUCCAACAGAUCGCUGCACCUGGCAGAUCCGGUCUCGGUGCGGCAGGCCCCGCAUCGGAACCACGUCCACAAGCAGUCGGAGAAGACGACUCGGGUCCGGACGGUGCUGAACGAGAAGCAGCUGCACACGUUGCGGACCUGCUACAACGCGAACCCGAGGCCGGACGCGCUGAUGAAGGAGCAGCUGGUGGAGAUGACCGGCCUCAGCCCGCGGGUGAUCCGGGUGUGGUUCCAGAACAAGCGCUGCAAAGACAAGAAGAGGUCCAUCUUGAUGAAGCAGCUCCAGCAGCAGCACCACAGUGACAAGACUGUAAGCAUCUUCAACCUGCAGGGCCUCACGGGGACGCCUCUUGUGGCGGGGAGUCCUAUUCGUCAUGAAAGCUCUGUGCAAGGAAACCCAGUGGAGGUCCAGACCUACCAGCCUCCAUGGAAAGCCCUCAGUGAGUUUGCCCUGCAGAGCGACCUGGACCAGCCGGCCUUCCAACAACUGGUGUCUUUUUCUGAAUCGGGCUCUCUCGGAAACUCCUCGGGCAGCGACGUGACUUCUUUGUCCUCUCAGUUACCGGACACUCCCAACAGUAUGGUACCCAGCCCGGUGGAGACGUGAAACUGGGCCCCUCAGACCGGACGGUCUCCCCCCCCUGUCUUGCAAGGACAAGUGCAGCAUGAUCCCGGUCCCCUGCAUGUGACCAGUUCACCACAUCGCCCCAAACUGCAAAGGAGAGUUUUCUUUUUAAAUAUCAUUACACGGAAGGGAUGGAACCAGGAUAGACCCCAUUGACUCCAAGAUUUUUUUUUAUGGAGCUUUCAUUGACAAAAACUAAGCAGAACAAUUCGUGCAUGACUUGAUAUGGAGAGAGAUGUACAGAAGACCUCCGGAUGGAUUAAACAAACCUCCCCUCAAAACAAAUUUGGAACCUUUUACGUGUCGAAAAAGAUGGACAUUCUGCGACUUCCUUGUGAUAUUGUGUCUUGUUUCGUCAACAUGAGCCUUUUUUUGAUACAUUUUAUUGCGUUGUCGAGUCCCGUUGACUCCGUGUCUAAAGGUCAGAGCAUGAUAAUCUGCUAAUUAUUUGUGUUGUAAAAUACUUUAUCUUAAGGGCAGGUUGUUUGAGCUUCUUGACCAAAAAGUAAAUUAUUGUUAUAUUAUUUAUUGUUAGGUAAGCAAUUCGUAAAGGGAUCAUUAACUGAUAAAAAAAACAAUAAAAAAAACAAGCUGAAUACAUAA
Messenger RNA from Gasterosteus aculeatus aculeatus (three-spined stickleback), 1809 nucleotides. RefSeq names its product ISL LIM homeobox 2b (gene isl2b). Gene Ontology annotation, cellular component: nucleus. Gene Ontology annotation, biological process: axonogenesis; neuron fate specification; positive regulation of transcription by RNA polymerase II. The record is from RefSeq and is a predicted model, not a curated record. Lineage: Eukaryota; Metazoa; Chordata; Actinopteri; Perciformes; Gasterosteidae. Gene Ontology annotation, molecular function: DNA-binding transcription factor activity, RNA polymerase II-specific; cis-regulatory region sequence-specific DNA binding.